AUGACCACUGCUUCAUCACCAUUCGACUGCAUCACAUAUCUUGUUCUUGAUGAACAUGGCCUCUGUGCACCGCCUCCAGAAUCAUGCAAGGCAUAUCCUGGCACGUCCUCUUGGCCCUCCGCCCACGCAUGGGCUACCCUCAAUCAAACCAUCAAUGGACGACUGCUUCGACCUUCUCCGCCCGGUGCGGUUUGCCAUCCUAGCCAGUCUACCUACAACAUCAGCCAAUGCUCCCAGGUAGUCGACGAGUGGAAGACGUACGACUUUCAUGUUGCAAACCCAAUUUCCGUCAUGUGGGACAAGUUCGACAACUUUACCUGCCUACCUGAUGAAAACACGCCGUGUUCUCCAACCGGGUAUCCUGCCUAUGUGGUGAAUGCAUCAACUGCAGAGCAUGUCAAGAUUGGCAUAGACUUUGCACGCAAGUACAAUGUCCGCCUCAACGUCAAGAAUACUGGCCACGACUAUCUCGGGCGCUCCAAUUCUGCAGGCUCCCUCUCCAUUUGGACUCAUAAUCUGAAGACAAUCGCCUACAACAAAGGGCAGUAUAAGCUGCAUGGCUCUGGGAAGAUCUUGCAAGGAAAUUCCAUCACUGUUGGCGGUGGAUCUGAGAUGUACGAUAUAUAUAUUGCUGCAGACAAGCAUCACGAGCUUAUUGUUGGUGGAGGAGGAAAGACUGUUGGAAUAGGUGGCUACAUCACUGGCGGAGGGCAUUCCAUCUUUGCGCCAAAGUAUGGCUUAGCCGCAGAUAACGUGUGGGAAAUGGAGAUUGUUACACCAGGAGGCGAUAUUGUUAUAGCCAACGAAGAUAGACAUCAAGACCUAUUCUGGGCAAUGAGAGGAGGAGGCGGCUCAACAUUUGGUGUCAUCACAUCCAUCACGCUCAAGACGCAUCCAAGCCCCAAGAUUAUGGGCGUCGCCUACAUGAUGUUCACCGAUCCCAAAGAAUCCAUCGUCUUCGACCUCAUCACCUACAUCGUUUCCCAAAUACCCAGUCUAAUGGCACAAGGCCUUUCUGGCUACAAUCUCGCCACAAAAAACAUGACGACGCCCGUCCAGAUUCCAGGCAUCCCAGAUCGCAUCGCCGGAUUCCUAGGCACAACGGUUCUCCAAGACGUCGACAGCCCCGACGUCGUCGCAAAGAUUUUCAAUCCAAUCAACGAAACCCUUGACGAGCGCUGGCCCAACAAGGUCCAAUUCUACACUCUUCUUACCGAAUAUGAUUCGUGGCUGGCUUGGUUCAGCCAGAAUUAUGACACCAACCAGGCGGGUGGAAGCCAGUACCUCGUCUCCCGACUUCUCGAUGGCGAAGCCUUAACUGGUAACCCGCGGAAGCUGAAGAGCGCUCUCCAAGCAGCGAUAACUCCGAGCGGAACCAUAUCCGUAUUCAUGGUAGGCGGCAAGGGUGUCCAAGAAGCGAAGCCGAGAGGAGGUAGCAAUGCCGUCAAUCCCGCAUGGAGAACCGCAUAUGUUCACGCUCUAACCAGCGAACCGUUCGGGCCGUUCAACAAGACUGCAGAGAACAAUGCCAAAGCGAUCCUCGACAAAGAAUUCCAACCACUCCGCGAUCUGACGCCCAAAUCCGGCGCAUACAUCAAUGAGGCACGUUGUUUUCUUUAUCCCUCAUCAUUGAUCAAUGGCUACUAA
Molecule: messenger RNA, 1647 nt
Organism: Trichoderma aggressivum f. europaeum
Lineage: Eukaryota; Fungi; Ascomycota; Sordariomycetes; Hypocreales; Hypocreaceae
Product: CAZyme family AA7
Exons: 5
Coding region: 1-1647 (548 amino acids)
Molecular function (GO): FAD binding; oxidoreductase activity
Source: RefSeq, a predicted model, not a curated record